Messenger RNA from Physella acuta, 765 nucleotides. RefSeq lists its product as uncharacterized. The record is from RefSeq and is a predicted model, not a curated record. NCBI's taxonomy places the organism in Eukaryota, Metazoa, Mollusca, Gastropoda, Physidae.
AUGGGUGUGCUACAGUUCUGUGUGAACGUCUCCCCCACCCCUAGCGUGCCCACAAUGGGGGUGCUACAGUUCUGUGUGAACGUCUCCCCCACCCCUAGCGUGCCUACAAUGGGCGUGCUACAGUUCUGUGUGAACGUCUCCCCCACCCCUAGCGUGCCCACAAUGGGGGUGCUACAGUUCUGUGUGAACGUCUCCCCCACCCCUAGCGUGCCCACAAUGGGGGUGCUACAGUUCUGUGUGAACGUCUCCCCCACCCCUAGCGUGCCCACAAUGGGGGUGCUACAGUUCUGUGUGAACGUCUCCCCCACCCCUAGCGUGCCCACAAUGGGUGUGCUACAGUUCUGUGUGAACGUCUCCCCCACCCCUAGCGUGCCCACAAUGGGUGUGCUACAGUUCUGUGUGAACGUCUCCCCCACCCCUAGCGUGCCCACUAUGGGUGUGCUACAGUUCUGUGUGAACGUCUCCCCCACCCCUAGCGUGCCCACAAUGGGGGUGCUACAGUUCUGUGUGAACGUCUCCCCCACCCCUAGCGUGCCCACAAUGGGUUGUCUACAGUUCUGUGUGAACGUCUCCCCCACCCCUAGCGUGCCCACAAUGGGGGUGCUACAGUUCUGUGUGAACGUCUCCCCCACCCCUAGCGUGCCCACAAUGGGGGUGCUACAGUUCUGUGUGAACGUCUCCCCCACCCCUAGCGUGCCCACAAUGGGGGUGCUACAGUUCUGUGUGAACGUCUCCCCCACCCCCAGCGGGGCUGUUCUCGUGUAG